UAACUAUUUUAUUCCACAACAAUUUUACUAUACCAUACAAAAAUAAACCGGCAUUUCAAUCGCUGCGAAGUUGGUAAAUAAUUUUUCAUACGUUCUCCCAUUCUGUACCGGCGCAAACUUCACCUCGGUCGCCAUUUGCGCCACGAGACGAGAAAGAUUGCUGGCAGGACUUUUCUGUGAAAAUAUAGGUUAUUGUGAUUAUUAAGUUGUUAUCCGUGCUUAAAACAGUUAAAAUCAACAAUUAAAAAACUGUGUAACAAGUUUAAAAGUCUUCAAAGCACAGGAAGUGCAUCAAAUAACAGAGUGGCCCCGGCAAUGAAUAUAGGAACACGCGCCAAUAGCAGAUACACAUCAGUGCCUCAAUAAGUGUAAAAAUUUUGUAUAACCACGUGAACAUUUGAUGGACUAACAAUGAAAAUUCCUGAGACUUCGGCCAACGUUGGUGCUUACUACGGCAACGAAGAGAAUGGACAGUGGCAGCCAAACGGAGUGAUGCUGGACUCGGGUGUGGGCGGGGGCGUGGUGGGGUCGGGGGACGCGGGCGUGCAGCGCGCCCCGCUCUACCCCGUGCACCUGCCGCGACAGCACAUGCCCGGUUACGUGAUGGCCGGCGCGUACUAUCCCCCGGCGCCGUACGCUGCGCCCGCGCCGGACGACUUCGCUGACUACAUGUGGAUGGAGAACGAGGAGGAGUUCGACAAACAGGUGAUGCAGCAAUUAGAAGAAGAAGCCCUAAUGGAACAGUGUAUAGAGGCGAUGUUGGAGGACGAGCAGCGUGAGCGACACCGCCCCAACACACACCACUACCCCACAACGAGUAACGGCGCGGCCUCACUGUCGCUGGAGGAGACCGUGUCGCGGUCGCGGCUCAACCCGCUCGCGGCCGAGUUCGUGCCCACCGCCGCCGCCUCCGCCGCGACACCCGCGACCCCCGCGACCCCCAACACCACAGAAGAGAAGACUGAGCCGGCGGAAGCGCCCGCCGCAACAGAGUCCCCGCCCGCGGAGCCCGCCGGCGAACACACAGACACACACACGGAACCACUGCAAGAGCCCUCGCCGCCGCCGGAGCCCGCGGCCGCGGACCGGCGCAGGGACAAGCACAAGCGGGAGCUCAAGAGGAAGGAAGCGAACACUGUCGCCGUCCGCUCUGACUCCAAACUGGACAGGACCGAAGUGGAUUGUCCACAGGAUAAUAAGCCUGCGCCAGCGCCAGCGCCAGCAGAAGAGCCUUCAGACCCGAAGCCCAUCAACUACGCAGCCGCAGCGAAGGCCAACAAACCCAAGAAGCCCGCCUCCCCACCCGCCUCUGAUAAGGCCUCUCCCCCGCCCUCCGCCCCCAAAACAGACAAGAAGAAGGAGAAACCUGUCCAGAGGAAGAACUCGGCCAAGUGAGGAAGAGCGUGAUCGUAGUGAGUGUGAAUAGUAGUGUCUAUCGGAGUUUUGUGUUUUUGUGUUACUUUAAUAGUUUUCGGUUCACGGUUGGCAUACAACAUAAAUACAAUCAAGACACAAGUUUUAGCAAUAAAAUAACACGUUCGAUAAGUAAUAAAUUGUAAAAUAGGAGAUAUUUUAAGAUGUGGACACUUAUUUGUCACAAAGAUAUGUAGACGUGUUGAGUAAAAUGUAUAUUUGACUUAUAAGUUACAAUAGUUGUAUGAAGAAUAGGUGUUUUUUUUGGUCAUUUAAUAUAAAAAGUAUUUAUCAAUAUUUUUCUGAAUAGAAUCGAUCUUAAAUCUUCAUUUGCUUGCCAAUUUCACAAGAGUAUUAUAAGAAAAUUUACUUGUUAUCAAAUUAUCGAAUAAUACAAAUUAGCACACCAAUUUUAACGAAUAUUUAACGUAAUUUAGUAUAUAUAUUUUUGGGGCUCUGUCUACCUCGCGACGUAGUAAGAUGUGACAAUAUAAUACGUGUAAAACUGUGAAUCUAGAUAUUGAAGUCUAUGCGUUACUCAGUUUUUGAAGCACACAUUACACCAAAUAUAAGAAAUAUUGAAUAUUGCAAUUAAAUUUGACACAUCAAAUAUGUUGUCACUGAGAAAAGUAAAUAGGGAAUUUCUCUUUUUUAUAGAAUAUGUUUUUUUUUUUGAUCCGAAUGUUAAGAAAAAGCUUAUAGAGUCGAUUGAAUUGUGAUUGAUAAAUUGGAAAGAGACAAAAUAUAAUUUAUGUCGGUACUAAAAUGUUAAUAUGUUGCUUAGGCAUUGUAUUAUUAGGAAUAUAAUAUAUUAUUGAAUUGUUUCUGUGUGGAUGUAAUCCUUUCCAUAAUGAGAGGCGUUAAAAAAACUGUAAUAAAAGCAUUUGAAGUAAUUACACUCUAGAUCUGCCUCCGUUGUAUGACAAAAAGCAAAGUUCAGGACAAAAUUUAAACGACACUAGUAUUUUAAUUGUACUUUUACGAUACACGUGUCAUGAGUGUCUCAAGAAAUGUAAAGACGUUACACACAGCUUUUACAACAUAUUUGCAAGCUUGUAUCAUACAUAAUAUACUAUGAUUUAAUAAGUUUCGUCUACCCCGUAAAGAAUUAAGACUUACUAAAUAUAGGCCGAAGCUAUUUUGAUAAUAAUUUUAAAACACAAAACACCGGUAGCUAAAAAAGCAAACAAUUGUCCGAUGGGCAAAAAAACGACGCUCGUUGUAAACGCUGCGGUCGGGACGCCACGAGGCGCGGUUUCUUUUGUCUGCCGCAUGUGUUUUGCACCGAAAAGAUAUUAUAUUCCGUUGUUAUAGGCGAAUUUUAUAAAUAACUAACAAAAUUCAGAUUUAUUGAAGUCUUAAAUCUUUUAUAUAGAACUCUCUCUCGCAUAGUCACCGAAAAUUGUAUGCACUAUAGCAAUAUUACAUGUGAUUUUUAAGGGGAGGGUUGGAGGGCAUAUGCGCUAAGUUUUUCCUUACAAGUCGCACUAUGUAAGCAAUCUCACCAGUGUCAAAAAUGAAUUUUCAAAGAAAUCACUUCCGCGGAUAAUAUUUUAAUUUAGAAUUCAAAUAAGAAUUAAUUAUUUAAAGGUUUGAACUGAUAUUCGAUUUGUUUUCAACAAUAAAUACUGUGAACAUUGUUUACAUGUAAGAAAAAACUAGUGUAUAUGCAAACUUUUAGUUAAAAUACAAUUUCUAAAGUAUUUGUAGAAUGUAAAGAUUUUGUAUAUAAAUUGUCUUACACGCUCCCAUUUAUAAGUUAACCAAUUUCGGUCAAAAUAUGUUUUGUCUCGUUCUACCAAUGUCGAAUGUUGUUAAAUUAUUGGCACAUAACACAUUUUGACUAAAAGUUUUCGCAGUUUUAUUAAUGAGAGGGUAAAAAGACUGGUUGUUUAUAAAAGUCGCCUUGAUGUAAUAAUAAUAUUAAUAUUUAGCAAUAUUGCCGUGCAAAUGACAAAAUAAACCGACGCUUGAGAAACAAAGUCUUAGGUUUCACUGCCAUUGCUGAUAAAAACCAUAAAUUGUUAUCCAAACAAUAUUAGCCUUCGCCAUACUAUCUAUAAAAUUGUCCAAUAUUGAAAAUAGAAUGUAUUGUAAAUUUUCUUGCGAUAUUAUAAACUGGAAUUAUAUUUUUAGAAUAGUUUAUAGUCUGUCGUAACAAAAAUUACGAACUGUCGUGUCAAUAGUAUUGUUUUCCGUUUUUUUUUUUGUCUCUGUUUUAUUAUCUAAUAUUUAAUUUUCGCUUAUUUAAAUUAUUUACAGAAUUGUAUUUAAUGGCAGUCUCACCUAACUCGCUCGUAGUAAAUGUAUGUUUAAAUUAUAAUUAUGAUAAAUCUAGUAUAUAUGUGAUAUUGACCGUAAGCAUUUUUUUUUUGAAACUUCUAAUGAAAAAAAAAAAGUAAAAAAUUGUAUAAAAAUAAAAUAUUAUAUUGUAUUAUGAUAUAUAGUCUCCCCGGCUGGGUAUUGUGUAUAAUAAGGUGGUUUUGUUUUUCGUUAUAUUUUCGUAAGUGAAAUAUUUUGAGGAAAUCUUCUAAACAAACGUUGCUUCACGCAGACUUUACGAAAUAUUGAAUUAAGUUCAACAAAAUUAUAAUGUUUAGGCAAAAAUAGUAGUUUUAAAAUGGUGACAAUAUUUUAUCUUUUUAAUUUUAAUGUUUCUUUUUUAAAUUUAGGGCCCAGUCGGUGGCGUAGAGGUAAGAUUCAGUGACAUAAAAAAUAUAUAUAAUAAUUAAAACAAGAUUAAGAAAUUAUAAAUAAGAAAAGCGCCUAAAAUAUUAGCGUGAAUAAAAUAUUUUUUUCGUUAAAAAAAAAAAGCGAAAAAUCCUUUUUUAUGUCACUGGGUCCGCUUAGGAGAUAGCCGUUUGGCAGUCCACUAAUAAUCCUAUGUAGAAAAUUAAAAAAAAGUCUUGUACAUUUUAUGAAAGUUAAAUAAAAAUGUAUAUGAAAAAAAAGUGCACCAGUGUUUUAUGGGUAUACAAUUAUUUAAAUUAGUGAGUAAAAUAUAUUAUGUAGUCCCAUUUCAUACGAGACUCAUAUAGGAAAAUUUAUAUUUGAUGGUCGAAAAUAUUUAGAAAAAAUUAGAUGUAAUGUUGGUGCAAUUUUAUGUAAUGUUAAUACACUAUCAAUAAUUAAUAACGUAGUCAUAACUUUGGAUAAAAUAUGCUUCGAGACCUAAUGCAGGCUAUACACUGCUGGUUUUUCGUCGCCGUAAAAAAAAGCAUCUCAUACAAAUUACUCAAUGUACGUAUAUGAGUUCGGCGAUGCUAUGUAGGCGGCAUAACACAUCAGUCUAGCGUUUUAGCGCAAUUGUAAUAAAUUAAUAAUAAUUAAAAACAAAAAGACACGCAUAGAUAUCAUUGCCAUACGUUUUUUUCUAUGAGUUUCGUGUGAAAAACGUUCGAUUUUCGUCAUCUAGAAUAGGAAGUACCGUAUCGGUAGUAUUUGUUUAACAGGGAAAAAAUAUUCUCUCAUUUAUUUGUUAUGUCAUAAUUAUAUAUGAUUAAAAUUAGUUGUAUGUCGAGCUGAAUUUUAGAAAAAUGUUUCGUAAUGAUGCUGAUUCAUUGUAUAAUUUAGUGUCUGCGCCAUUUUGUUUUUUUUUUUUUAUGUGAUUUUCAUAAUUCUCUGUCAAAUUAUGGUAAAAUGGUUUUGUUACACAUGUCACACAUGCACCACAACUAAUAUUGAAAAUAAUGGAAUGAAAAAAACUCUGAAAUCGAACGGAAAAUCAGAACUUUUUAAUCUCAUUAUUAUUAUCAAGUGGUAAAACAUGUCGACGUCCAUUCCGACAAGUAUAAAUUGUCGUAUUCCACACAAGUAUGAUUCCGCACAUGGCAUGGAAAGCGAACUUAGCUGUGAUAUUAAAAUUUCUUAUUUAAAACGCAAACAGAGCCCCCACUAGAAAGCCAAAUGACUCUUGUCAGAUCAUCCAUUACUUAUACAAAGUUAGCCUGAACGAUGGAGCCAAAGACAGAAAACUGUAAACAAGGGGUUAGCGUAGCCACAUGAGAUAAAAUAAUUCAACCUUGCUCGUGAUAAGAAGCCCUUAUAAGCCGAUACCAGAUGUGGGAGAUAAAAUAUAUAUUAGCACUGUGUCACUAUUAGUCAGUGAUUAAUAAUAGUGUUUUCUGUCUGCAGACAGAGCCACAGGAUUUAAUUUUAAAAAUCCACGUAGGACAAUCCACUUGAUAAUAUAUAAUGAUAAACAAAAUUCACAAAUAAUUGCGAUGAAUUAGAGAAUUGUAGACAUUCAGGUAGUAUUUUUGUAAAUUUGAAAAACCGUUUUAAAAAGCAGGUUAAAAAUAAAUGUGAAGGCGUUUAGUUUUAUCCUAUAGGUUCUACCCAUCACUAUAUAUAUAUUUAAGUCUUCAGGAAAUCUAUUUCUCGCAUUAUAGAAAUGUUCACAAGUUAUCAAAUAUUAUUAAUUCUCGUCCAGUGGAGUAUUUUGCGUUAGAGGUGAGGUAAACUACUUCAUGAAAUACAACAGUUUCUGAGUGAUGUCGGAACAGAACUAUAUAAUGAUGAAAUAUGUAAAUAAAUAGCCUUAUCACACCCAUUUUUGUUCAUGUAUAUAGCUAAAUAAUUGUAUUAUAAUCACAUUAAUAUAAAAUUACAAAGUGGGAUAUUGAGAAUACGCGCGAUGCGUACCGCUACAGUGAUUUAGGGUUUAAACCCGGUAGUAGUAACCCGGUAAGCAGUCCUGGUAAUUAAUCGGGACAAUAGUCUGCGUAAAGCCGUUUUCGGUUCAUAAUUCAUAUUAUUAUUUUAGAAAGACACAAGUAUCGUAAUUUAUUUUGGUUGUAAAUAGGUGUAACUUUUGUCUACCGUGUUUCUGAGUUCAUCUCUCAUUCUCUUGCUGUGUACCUGGGGUCCGUGUAGAAAAUCAACAUGUGAUUUCACGACUGCCUGCCUGACGGCAACCAUAAUAGGAAUGCUAUUGUUACUUGUUAUCGGAUAUGGAGUGGUCCUUUUCUAAGGCGGGAACCCCACUCCUUACAUAUACAUCUAUACUGUAACUACUACAUUUUCUUGCACUUUUUUUUUUAUUAAAAAAUAUACUACAUACUUACUCUGAACCUGUUUACAACCAGUUUAAUUAUGGUCGUUUAAAUAAUAAUUAUAUAAAGUAUUCGUUAUAAUGUUUGACCAUUCGACUAUGUAUAAUUUUGAGAUAGACGUAUGAUGGUAAAUUUUUAUAGUUCACAAAUUCGUUUUUAAGUAAAAUGCAGUAAGUAAAUAUGAAAUGGUG
Plodia interpunctella (Indianmeal moth) is the source of this 6658-nucleotide messenger RNA. RefSeq names its product polyA-binding protein interacting protein 2 (gene Paip2). Gene Ontology annotation, molecular function: mRNA regulatory element binding translation repressor activity. NCBI's taxonomy places the organism in Eukaryota, Metazoa, Arthropoda, Insecta, Lepidoptera, Pyralidae. The record is from RefSeq and is a predicted model, not a curated record. Gene Ontology annotation, biological process: negative regulation of translational initiation. Gene Ontology annotation, cellular component: cytoplasm. Bases 412 to 1395 code for a protein of 327 amino acids. The transcript has 9 exons.